CACAGAUGUUGUUUCCGUGCAAAUUUCAAAUGCAAUCGACAAACGAACGAGUAGUCAAACAGCUACAACCGCACAUGCAUUAACGUAAUUACGUUUUUAGAGUGAAAGGCCAUUUACGCUUUAAAGGAGGGUUGUUUUAAUUUACCUAGUUUGUGUACUGUGGCGACAUGAGAGUGAGUGAAGUCCACGCAGCAGAGUCCGUUGCCUAUCUCAACAGGGCUCUGGUCAGGCUGCAGGAUAUUUGGGAAGAAAUAGGGAUUCCUGAAGAGCAGCGCCUACAGAGAACCAAUGAUGUGCACAAGCAUAUUAAAGGUUUGCUGGACCUGAUGAUUGCAGAAGAAGAGCAACUUAAGAAGCGUUUACUGAAAACCAUAGAAUCUUGUAGCAAGGAACUUGCUACUUUAUACAGUGAACUUCAGCUGCCCCCCUUUGAGGAAGAGGAUGGAUGCACCAUAUUGCAAGCUGAGAAGAAUAGCCGCACACGUCUAGAGGUGAUGAAGGAGCACAAGAAGCAGAGAAUGGAGGAGCUGAAAGGCUUGGUUGUGAAAGACAGAGAGCUAUGUGAUAUUAUGUGCACUACACCCUUCUCCAUUGACCAGAGUGCUGUCCCGUCACUGAAGCAACUAGAGAGUUAUCAUGCCUACCUUGAAGAUCUGACCAAAGAGAAGGAGCAUCGUCAUGAGGAAUUUGUGAGCAUCAAAAAGGAGAUUGUUGUUUGCAUGGAUGAUUUGGAGCAAAGCCCACAAACCAGCUUUGAGAUGGAUGUGAUGUGUGAGGAUGAUGAGGCCUUUUGCCUGUCAAAUGACAACAUUGCUGCUCUUAAACAACUCCUCAGUCAGUUACAAGAACAGAAAGCUGAGAAGGAGAUUCUUUGUUCAGAUCUGCGGACAAAGAUCCAACAGCUGUGGGAAAGGCUUCAGAUUCCUCACGAGGACAGAGAGGCCUUCUCUGAGCAUAUGGUCAAGUCAAAGAAGAAGAACAUCGAUGCACUUCAUGCUGAGGUCCAGCGUCUGGAGUUGCUGAAAAUGCAGAGCAUGAGACGUGUCAUCGAGGCUAUCAGAACAGAGAUUUCUCUUCUGUGGAAGAAAUGCUUCUACAGCCACGAACAGCAGCAAGCUUUUGUUCCAUAUCACGAUGAGGAAUUCACAGAGGAGCUUUUCAACCUCCAUGAAGCUGAAGUCAAGAGCCUAAAGAAGUACUACGAGGACCACAAGGAACUCUUUGAAGGAGUCGCAAAAUGGCAGGACAACUGGCUCUUGUACUUGGAACUUGAUAAAAAGGCAAAUGACCCUUCAAGGUUCAACAACAGAGGAGGAAACCUUCUGAAAGAAGAAAAGCAAAGGACUGACCUGCAGAAAAGUUUACCUAAGUUGGAGAAGAGCCUGAAGGUCCAGAUUGAUGCUUGGGAACAGGAGCAUGGCAAGGAGUUUCUGGUGAAUGGGCAGAAAUUUCUUGAGUAUGUGCAGCAGCAGUGGGAGCAGCACCAUGAGGAAAAGGAGAGAGAGAAACUCGAGAGACAACUGAAGAAAACUAAGCAAACACAAGAGGAUAUGUUGUACGGCACAACAGUGAAAACCCCAUCUAAACGGCGACUUGCAGGAACUACAACUCCUGGAAAAAUGAGGAAGUUAAAUGGAACUUCAACCCUCUCCACUCCAAACAGCUUUUAUAGUUCAGGCUUCAGUGGAAGCGUAUGCCAGUUCUCCAUUCAGAAACCACCACUAUCUGCCAGCAAGGGUAUUGGCCUCAAAAUCCCAGGACAUAACAAGACACCCCGCACAAUUGACCGAAACAAGGAAAACAUCUCCCAUCCCAGAAAUGCUCCGUGUGGCACACCAAGGUCUCAGGAUACUCAAGAUCACACCUUCACCCUUAACUCUAUUGCUGGCUCCUAUUCGGAAUUUGCGAGAGACCUCACGAAGGCUUCUAAACUGAAUGUCAAGUCAGGAUUGCUGAAUUCCACUGUCAGUCAUCAGUGAUGCUUCAGAGGAGCUGCUCUGGCACUGCAAGUUUUCCAGCUCAGUGGUGGUGUGGUGUUGUGGGGAAAGAGGGAACUCCACCUUCAAUUUUUUACAAAAAAUUUAAAAAAUGGUUUUUAAUUUUUUGUGAUUUUUAUUUUGUAGUCUUGAUUUUAGCCGUAAGACUUUCACAGUAACUGCUUUCACUGUUCUUUUCUGGUGUGUGCGUGUAUUUCUGUGGCUAUUUCUGAACUAGAUUUUUUUUUCCCCUUGUUACAGCCUUUUUAAAAUGUCAUUUGCUAAAACUAAGACAUUAUUUAUUUCAGUACUGUAGGGUUUACAAAGGGCACCAUGAUGUUCUGCUUCAAGCUGGAAUGAUUGCUACAUUUGCUAUUCAAAGUCUAUCAAGUAUUUUUUUUCAAACUGUAAAUAAAUGUUUAAAAAAUAAAAAGAUAAGUUGAUUUUUUUUUAUU
Melanotaenia boesemani (Boeseman's rainbowfish) is the source of this 2431-nucleotide messenger RNA. Its product is annotated as protein regulator of cytokinesis 1-like. Gene Ontology annotation, biological process: mitotic spindle midzone assembly; microtubule cytoskeleton organization. Lineage: Eukaryota; Metazoa; Chordata; Actinopteri; Atheriniformes; Melanotaeniidae. The transcript has 14 exons. The coding region runs from base 168 to 1979 and encodes 603 amino acids. Gene Ontology annotation, molecular function: microtubule binding. Gene Ontology annotation, cellular component: spindle; cytoplasm; mitotic spindle midzone. The record is from RefSeq and is a predicted model, not a curated record.